AGAAUGGAUCGUUUGGUACAGUCUGUUGUUCAUUCUCUCAGUCUUUCUCUGCCAAAAUGGCUGCCCCCCAAGAGGUGCGUGACGAUUUGCGCUCUGCGAGACGUGAACCUAUCCAGGCCGUCCAAGUUUUUGGCCGCAAGAAAACCGCCACAGCUGUAGCGUACUGCAAGCGCGGACAUGGUGUGUUGAGGGUAAAUGGCCGCCCACUUGACUUAGUGGAGCCCCGCCUGCUGCAGUACAAACUGCAGGAACCCAUCCUACUCCUCGGCAAGGAGAAGUUCUCCGAUGUCGACAUCAGAGUGACGGUCAAGGGUGGUGGUCACGUUGCACAAGUCUACGCCAUCAGACAAGCCAUCUCCAAGGCUCUUAUUGCCUUCUUCCAGAAAUAUGUAGACGAGGCGUCAAAGAAGGAAAUCAAAGACAUCCUCGUUCAAUACGACAGGAGUUUGCUAGUCGCAGACCCCCGUCGCUGCGAGCCCAAGAAGUUCGGUGGUCCAGGUGCCCGCGCCCGCUACCAGAAAUCUUACCGUUAAAACCAGCCUUGGAACCACGUACUGGUAUUGCAUUAUUGUUGUCACAGCAGUGCAAUAUCAUUGCGUGCUUUUAAAAAUAAAAAAAAAUAUAAAAAAUUA
This is a messenger RNA of Trichoplusia ni (cabbage looper), 632 nucleotides long. It is a transcript of the gene RpS16, whose product is annotated as 40S ribosomal protein S16. Gene Ontology annotation, molecular function: RNA binding; structural constituent of ribosome. The transcript has 5 exons. The coding region runs from base 57 to 533 and encodes 158 amino acids. Gene Ontology annotation, biological process: maturation of SSU-rRNA from tricistronic rRNA transcript (SSU-rRNA, 5.8S rRNA, LSU-rRNA); translation. The record is from RefSeq and is a predicted model, not a curated record. Lineage: Eukaryota; Metazoa; Arthropoda; Insecta; Lepidoptera; Noctuidae. Gene Ontology annotation, cellular component: ribosome; cytosolic small ribosomal subunit.